This is a messenger RNA of Puntigrus tetrazona (Sumatra barb), 1560 nucleotides long. RefSeq names its product zinc finger protein 93-like. The coding region runs from base 128 to 1447 and encodes 439 amino acids. The record is from RefSeq and is a predicted model, not a curated record. Lineage: Eukaryota; Metazoa; Chordata; Actinopteri; Cypriniformes; Cyprinidae. The transcript has a single exon.
CGUAGCUGAUGACAGGAGCUGGUCUGGAGAUCAGGAAGGAGCCUCACAGACGUCAAGCAAUCAAACUGAAGUCCCGCGAUCAAAGCAGUCUUUUGAAUGCGAUCAGUGCGGGAAAGCCUUUCCGAAGAUGUUUUCUCUCGUGCAGCACAAACGCGUGCAUUCAAUCGCCAGGCCUCACGCUUGUGAAAAGUGCGGAAAGAAAUUCACGCUGCAGAGAGCGCUGGAGACCCACCUUCGCAAGCACUCGCAGAAGCCCGAGAAGCAGAAGUUUCCCUGCGCUACCUGCGGGAAGAGCUUCAGGGACCUCGCGGCGCACGAGCUCGUCCACGCCGAGGUCAAACCGUUCGCCUGCGAAACCUGCGGACAGGGGUUCACGAUCAAAAGGAGUUUAUACAUGCACCAGAGGGUGCACACGGGCGAGAAACCCUACAGAUGCGACACCUGUGGCAAGUGCUUCUCCCUCAUCGGCACGUUGAACUACCACAAAAGGAUCCAUUCAAACGACAGGCCGAUAAAAUGCAGCCACUGCAAUAAGAGCUUCAAAUAUCACAAGCUUCUGAAACACCACCUGCGCGUGCACACGGGCGAGAGGCCGCACACGUGCGACGUCUGCGGGAAGAGCUUCGCGCUCUCCGGGACUCUAAAACGACACGUCCUCAUUCACACCGGCGACAAGCCGUACGUGUGCGAGGUGUGCGGCAGGCGAUUCAACCAGAGGAGCACCCUGAAAGGCCACAUGCGAGUGCACGGGGAAAAGCGGUUCAUGUGCGAAAUGUGCGGGAAAACGUUCCAGUAUAAUUACGUCCUGAGGAACCACAUCCUCACGCACGGCCAGGGCGGACACGCGGGCGAUAAGAGCAACGCUCGGCGCUGCGACGUGUGCGGGAAGCUGCUGAGCUCCGCCUACGCGUUAAAAGCGCACUCGCAGCUGCACUCGGGCGACGGCAAGCCUCACGCGUGCGCGCUGUGCGACAGAAGGUACAGCAGCGCGCACUCCCUCCGGAUGCACGCGCAGCUCCACACGGGAGAGAAACCCUUCAGGUGCGACGUCUGCGGCAAAGACUUCUCUCUGAGGGCUUCGUAUAAAACCCACGUGUUUCUGCAUUCGGGAGAAAGACCUCACGAGUGCGCGUCGUGCGGGAAGCUGUUCAAGCUGUCGAGCUCUUUGAAGAUGCACGCGCGCACCCACACCGGCGAAAAACCGCACAAGUGCGAAACGUGUGGGAAGGCGUUUCAUUUGUCGGCCAACCUGAAAAGGCACCGGCUCGUGCACACCGGGGAGAAGCCGUUUACCUGUGACAUUUGUUUGAAGAGUUUCACGCAGCCCAACAACUUGAAGGCGCACAUGCACGUUCACACGGGGAAAAAACCGUACACGUGCACCAAGUGCUGGAAAAGUUUUGCCUAUCAGAGAAACUACAAAGAUCACAAAUGCGCUCCGCUUUGAGAUGCUUUGAGAUGUGUCGGACUGCUGAAUUGGGGUCUGCCUACAGGCCCUUGGAUUUCGUUGUAAAGCUUGUAAAUCAUUUUGAAAGUUAGACUGAAUUAAUUUAUUUAUUA